UACUACAGAAAAGAUCAAAAAAUGCCAACAAGGUCCAUGACGGUAAACACAAAAUCAAAGAGGAAGACAGCCUCUAGAUCACACUCCCUUGAAAUCUCUGUAUCCCUUGAAAACCCACGAUGAAGGAGAGUAAUCUUCAAGUCAAAACAGCAGCUUCAUAUUGAAAGUAAGCACAGACUGCACAGUAUUCCUCGAGCAAUGGAAAUCCUUGGUGGAAACCCCCAUCAGAUUGAGUUGAGUUGAAGCGAAAUUGAGCCCCAUCUGACACAGAGUAGAAGAAGCCAUCACCAUUGUCGAUCGAAGCCAAAUUCACCAAGCUGGGUAGAUCAAGCCUAGGGUAUAGAACUCCCAAUCUCUCACCCCCAUCCCAAUUAUAGGCUCAGGACCUCUCAAUUUGACUCAGACCUCCUUCUGGUCUUCCCCGACUGCGCCACCGAGCACCACAAAUGAGUCCUCCAAAAUCAAUAGAAUUCCGCCGGCGGUGGCCGACGACUGCAGUGGUGGCGGCAGUAGUGUUAACAGCGAUGGCGAAUUCGGCGGCAGCCAACCCACAAACCAAUCUUCUAAACAAGGGGUGCAGCCUGUACAACGCGACCAACCUCUCCAACUUCUACAGUAACGUAAACAACACAUUUUCCGACCUCCGGAGCCAGCUGCAAGAGGCGAACACGAAGUUCGCCACCGCGGAGCAGGCCAUAGGGUCGGACCCGGUCUACGCCAUGGCUCAGUGCCGGGACUAUCUCUCUACGGCAGACUGCGUUGCGUGCUUUGAUACGGCGGCGGUUCAGAUACGUAACUGCACCGGGGCCAACGGCGCCAGGGUUAUUUAUGAUGGGUGCUUCCUCAGAUAUGAAAGCAGCACUUUAUACGACCAGACCACUCUCCCUGGCAAUGUGGGCAUAUGCGGAAACGAUACCGCAUCUCAACCCACGGCUUUCCAGACAGCCGCGCAAGGACUGCUAACCGACCUCGAAACGGCAACACCGAGGAUUAAUGGCUACUUCGCUGCAGCAAUGAGGGCGGUGGCCGGUGGUGGCACCGUCUACGCAGUGGCACAGUGUGCUCAAACUGUGAGUCGGAGUGGUUGCCUAGGUUGCUUGCAGGUGGCGUAUGGGAAUAUACAGAGUUGUCCUCCUGAUGCAGAUGGGAGGGCUGUUGAUGCCGGGUGUUUCCUUCGGUACUCGGCCGCUGCCUUCUUUGGUGCUAAUCAGACCACUAACAUCACCCCUUUCCUUAGAGGAGGUUCAAGGAACAAGAAUGCCAUAAUCGGAGGGAUUGUUGGAGGUGGAGGAUGCCUUUUGCUUAUAAUUGGACUGAUUUUAUGGUAUCACUAUCACCAAUCAAGAUAUGCAGCUCCAAGAGCAAGUAAAACCAUAGGGGCAAGCGAGCUGCAGGGACCCAAGAAUUUCAGCUACAGAGAUUUGAAAUCUGCCACGAAAAAUUUCAAUAAAGAAAACAAACUAGGAGAAGGAGGUUUUGGUGAUAUAUAUAAGGGCACUCUGAAGAAUGGAAAUAUAGUUGCAGUCAAGAAACUAGUUAUGGGAACCAGUAGAGUAAAGGCGGAUUUUGUGACUGAAGUGAAGCUAAUCAGUAAUGUUCAUCACCGGAAUCUCCUCCGGCUACUAGGUUGUAGCAGCAAAGGGCCUGAACUGCUACUUGUCUAUGAUUAUAUGGGAAAUGGAAGCCUUGACAAGUACUUGUAUGGUGAAUUGCGCGGGACCUUGAACUGGAAACAACGAUUUGACAUAAUAUUUGGCACAGCCAGGGGUCUUUCCUAUCUACAUGACCAAUUCCAUGUCACUAUCAUACAUAGAGACAUAAAGUCCAGCAAUAUUCUACUGGAUGAUGAGUUCCAGCCUAAAAUUGCUGAUUUUGGGUUGGCAAGGCUUCUACCUGAUGGUCAGAGCCAUCUCAGCACCAAUUUUGCUGGAACACUGGGAUACACAGCGCCAGAAUAUGCAAUCCAUGGACAAUUGACUGAGAAGGUUGAUACCUACUGCUUUGGUGUAGUUGUCCUCGAAAUCAUAAGUGGUCGAAGGUGUAAUGACUUCAACGCGGUUGAAGCCAAACCAGUUACUGAUUUUCUUCUUGAACAAGCAUGGAAACUGUAUGACGAUGGCAUGCACUUGAAGCUGGUGGACGAGAUCUUACGAGGCUCAAACGGAUACACAGACAAAGCUGCGAAGAAAAUCAUAGAGAUUGCCUUGAUGUGCACUCAGAUGCCGGCUUCUUCACGUCCCACCAUGUCUGAAGUCGUUAUGCUUCUAAGCAAUCGCCCAACGGAUCUCAUGCGGCCAGCAAGGCGUGAUUUCAUGGACAACGAUAAUAGGGUUCCCGAUGACACAUCUACUACUACCGGCUCAUCAACUUCCAAUGCCGCUGCUUCUUUCACAGAGAACAACGGUCGCUAAGGUUUGAGUUGAAAUUUAACCUGAUAUCAGGUCAUUACUUGCGUGUGCUACAUGUUUAUGGAAUCAGUACAUCUGCAUUCAGUGACAACUGAUAUCAUUGCUGUAUUUACUUUGCUGUGCAACUAUUUUUUGAUAUCAUUGCUUGUUGAUUCAUCAAUUUGCUUCAAGUUAUUAAUGUAAAAUAUGAGCUUGUUUGAUAAA
Rhododendron vialii is the source of this 2612-nucleotide messenger RNA. RefSeq names its product cysteine-rich receptor-like protein kinase 43. The transcript is spliced from 10 exons. The record is from RefSeq and is a predicted model, not a curated record. Gene Ontology annotation, biological process: protein phosphorylation. NCBI's taxonomy places the organism in Eukaryota, Viridiplantae, Streptophyta, Magnoliopsida, Ericales, Ericaceae. Gene Ontology annotation, molecular function: ATP binding; protein kinase activity. The coding region runs from base 447 to 2411 and encodes 654 amino acids.